AUGUUGUCACUAACUCUUGACAGCGCUGAUAGCAGUCAAAUCAAAAAGGAGCUCCUUGACAUCCGGAAGGCUCUAGAGUCAUAUCUUGUUUCGCUCAGAAGUAGCAAUGGUUCCAACGAGAUUUCCGAGGCCCCAGUCUCUCCGAGCUCCACCUCCUCCAUUGCUAGUCGGGGGCCUAGUGAUUCAAGCUCCAUUUUCACCCGCAAAUUGUCAGUAGCAUCAGUAUCGGAUGUCAGCUCCGAAUUGGGCAAUGGGCAACCCUCCGUCUCGGACCUGGCCCGUCGAUUUGAUAAGGCACUAGCUUGUGGCAAGUCCAAUGGACCUGCAGGAGACAAUAUCCAGCAUAGAACCCAAAUAUUGAAUGCACAAAAUGCUGCCAUUGUUGGUUCUAGAGUUACUCAGCGCUCCCCAAGUGUUUCAUCGGGUUCUCUAGCGACAGUACCUGGCAGCAUUGGUACGCUGAUUAAGGACUUAUCGGCCAAGGAGGCUGCCGCUUCGGGACUAUCAAGUAUAGAGAGUGCUAUGGCAGCGCAAGCGCUAGGGAAAGCGUAUCAAAACGCCGAUCAACUAGAGCCUGCACUUGAAUACUACCACCAAGCACUGGCAGCGCAGGAAAUUCUUCUAGGGCCAACCCAUCUCAUGACCCUGAACACCCUUGAUAUCAUUGCCAGUGUCUUUGAGAUACAGUCACGAUGGCAAAACGCUUUGGAUUACUAUCAGCAGUCACUCGCCGGAAGAGAAAAUAACGACGCUCUGGGGCCUAAUCAUCCAUCUAUUUUGCCAACCGCCACCAGAAUUGCCCAAGUCCACGAGGAACUCGCUGAUCUGAAAAAGGCGAAGGAAUUCGUCCAACGAGGUAUCGACGAAUGUACCUCCAAGUACGGGCAGAAGCACCCAACCACACUCUCGGCGAAAUUUAAACUCGCCACAAUUUGUCAAAAGGAAGGUGCGUACGAGGUGGCCACGGAACUGCACGAAGAAGUCUUGCAGGAUCGCAUCCAAAGGGACGGUCCGAACCACCCUACAGUCUUUAGCUCCAAGGCUCAUUUAGCGGCAGUAUAUCGUGCGCAAGGUGAGACUAAGAAGGCAAUUCCUCUACUACGUGAAGCGUUCGAGGGACAGCAGAUGAAGUAUGGAGAAAUUCAUAGCACGACAACGGCGACGGCAUCGCAGCUUGCAGAGUCGUACUGGGAUAUAGAUGAAUGGCGUGAAGCUUUGGACUUCUACUUCAUUACGC
Molecule: messenger RNA, 1237 nt
Organism: Lindgomyces ingoldianus
Lineage: Eukaryota; Fungi; Ascomycota; Dothideomycetes; Pleosporales; Lindgomycetaceae
Product: TPR-like protein
Exons: 2
Molecular function (GO): protein binding
Source: RefSeq, a predicted model, not a curated record